CACGUGGGUUUAAAAAUGACAGUGACGUCACGUGUAUCUGAUCACGUGACGUCGAUUGACCUACAACUCGAAGGCGCGGCAACUGAACUAGUGAGCGACGUUGUUUUCUUUGUUAGACUCGCGGAGUUUGUUGGCGUGCGUCGUCUAGAGGAGAAUCCUGUUCAUGCGAACUCUGGCUUGUCGAUGGGUGCUUUCGUUUUUAUUUGGAUAGCUGUCUUGUUCCUGGGGUGUGAAUGUAGACCCGAUGGCGCACCUCUCUCCGCCUGUUCUUCUCUAACUCCAAAACACAGUGGAAUUGCCCCACAACAAUCCGUUGCACCUUAUUCUGUAUCUGUCUCGAAACACGGAAAUAAAGUCAGAGUAAAACUUUUCUCGUCUGUUGGAGAAGAAUUCGAAGGCUUCGUCUUACAAGCUCGAUACAGCAGAGACAGAAGCAAGCUAGUUGAAGGCCAUUUCACAACUAAAGAUGGCGAGACGAAAACCAUCAACUGUUUCAACGGAAAACAGAAUACAUUGACGAUGGUGAAUCCUACUCGCAAGCGUGAAGUGGUGACUGAUUGGACACCCAACACUUCGCUGGACGAAGAUGUGAUCUUUCGAGCAACAUUUGCUAAAACAUUUGCUUUAUUUUGGACUGGAAUUGAUUCGUCUCCUGUGAGGAUUCAAAGCGAUGGACCCUCCCACUCACCGAGCAGACCCACCGAGCGAAAGCAAGCAUAUUCUAGUGAUAAGAUCUAUGUGGAUUGUUCGAUAUCCAAAGGCUGCUUUGGAAUACCAGGCGGUUGCAUAAAUAGACAAGAUUGUGAAGUUUUGCUUAGUUAUGCCAAAACAAGCGAUGGAAUAGAAUUUAAAAUGCACGGUACUCUUGACCAGAACACGUAUAUGGCAAUGGGGUUAUCCACAGAUCAGUUGAUGGGUGAAGAUCUUGUCACAGAAUGUGUUAGGAGAGAAUCAAAUAUUAUUGCACGUCGAUCAUGGAACGUCGGUGGUCAAAAAUCCAAUGUACUUUUGAAUGAACUUCCAGAUGGAGCCUACGAAUCUGAAUACUUCAAUGACAUGAGCACCUGCUCCUUCACAAUGAACUUCAUCACCGAUUCAAAUGGAAGAACAUUCAAUUUAGUCAACAAUACAUAUUAUACUCUACUGGCAAAAGGACCUAUGAGAAAUGAAAGGUUAAGCUACCAUACUUUGAGAGCAUCAACCCAAGAUCCAGUAAAUUUUAACGCCUUCGAAGUCAGCGAAGGAGAAGGAGUGACCGAUUCUGUGAAAAUCCACGGAACUUUCAUGGUCACUGCAUGGGUAGGUCUUGUAAGUAUUGGAAUACUGCUUGCAAGGCAUUUCAAACCUUCUUGGGAAAACCGAACGUUAUGUGGCGUAAAAAUAUGGUUUGCAUUACACCGAGGCCUGAUGCUUGUGGCGUUAACUUUUGUUGUAAUAGCCUUUAUCGUCAUUUUUGUACACAAGAAUGGUUGGAAUUAUGAAACGGAUAAUCCACAUGCAGUUUUAGGAUGUAUUGCUACAGUUUUGGGACUCCUUCAGCCAAUCAUGGCUCUUUUCCGUCCAGGACCUGAUCACCCCAAGAGGCCGAUCUUCAACUGGCUUCAUUUGACCGUUGGAAAUGUAGCUCAGUUACUUGCAGUGGUAGCUAUUUUCUACGCAAAAAAAUUGGAAACCUCUGGAUUAGGUGAUUACUUCUAUGCAGUCAUGGCUGUUUUUGUCAUAGUCUACUUGUUGUUUCACCUGUUCUUCCAAGUACAUACAUGGACUUCUGAAAGAAAAAAAAACAAUGAGGUGAAGAUGCUCGAUCUGGCCAGCAGAGGAGGCAAUAUUGCCCAACCUGGUGUUCCUGAGAAAAAUCAUGUGAACCAAGCUGUUCGACAAAUAUUUCUGGGAAUCUAUGUCAUCUUCGUGGUUGCGAUUCUCAUAGCUCUGUACGCAAUGAUUGGCGCUGCGUGAAUCUUCCGUCCUGUUCAAACAAGCAAAGAAAUUCGGAAGCACAAGCAUCACACCUGAAAAUGCUUGCUUUUAAUGAAAUAUUAUCAUUAUUCUCUGAUAUAAACACGCCGAAAAUAUAUUCUUAGUGUUAAUUACGAUCAAAAAAUUCUAAUAUUUUCCUAUUCAAAUGAAUACCGGAAAAUUUCAGUACUUAAUCAAUUACUGAACUGCUUAAUUUUGUGAAGCCUUUUUAUGCUGUAUCAUUUCAUCUUUAGCUGUAUUUAUUGAAGUUCAUGUACUAUGUGUCAAUUCACACCAAUUUUUGAUGGCAUCUGAUUGCACUUUUAAAACCACAUCGAUUUUAUUAUUAUUAUUACUAAAGAUGCCUCUCAAAAAUUGUAAUUCUCUUCUGUUGGUUGUUUAAUU
Argiope bruennichi is the source of this 2361-nucleotide messenger RNA. Its product is annotated as putative ferric-chelate reductase 1 homolog. The coding region runs from base 16 to 1956 and encodes 646 amino acids. Gene Ontology annotation, molecular function: oxidoreductase activity, acting on metal ions. NCBI's taxonomy places the organism in Eukaryota, Metazoa, Arthropoda, Arachnida, Araneae, Araneidae. The transcript has 15 exons. The record is from RefSeq and is a predicted model, not a curated record.